Rhagoletis zephyria (snowberry fruit fly) is the source of this 1810-nucleotide messenger RNA. Its product is annotated as ring canal kelch protein-like. Lineage: Eukaryota; Metazoa; Arthropoda; Insecta; Diptera; Tephritidae. The record is from RefSeq and is a predicted model, not a curated record.
CAUGUGAAUGGAAGAGCAGGGUGCAAUGGCACGCCAUGCGAAUUCAGCAGCCGGUGGAAACAUAGAUGAUGAAAACAGUCAAGCUGAGGGCAGCAAUGUCGAAGGUGCUGUUGGUUACUCACGUAACGAUGCACAUAUCAAUCUAAACAACAAUGUUAAUAACAAUGCUUCUCAACAACAACUACAACAAAAUCAUCCACACUAUGAAAACAUCUAUGAAUCCCUUGAGCAAUAUAAUGCUGCGGCUGCCGCUGCCGCUGCCGCUCCUCCUGCUGCUGGUGCUGGCGCUGGUGUCAAUGCUGUUGCCCCUGCUGAUGAAUUGCCUCAAGCAGAUGUUAACGCCAUACAACCUAACAUUAAUAAUCUUAACAAUGUCAACAAUAACCAGCAAAGGAUUUUACCAAAUAUAAGUUAUAGAAAUGAUCUUUAUGAUCGCACAAACACGACAUCACCAGCUUAUGAUGUGCCGCGUGCCGUGCGCUCCGGUUUGGGUUUUCGUCGCAAUUUUCAUAUUGACUUGCAAGGAGCCAAUCGUUUCAACCCAUCACGUGCCACUGCAGCCAACGCUGCUCCUCUAUAUGGCAGCAACAACAACUGUCAACGACAACGUAGUUUCGAUGACACCGAAUCGCACAAUUACUACAAUUUCAAUUACCAACCCAGCAUGCGUUAUGAAAAUAUUUAUGAACAGAUUCGCGAUGAGCCAAUCUAUCGAAAUACAGGUAGUGGAGCACGUGUCUAUGGUCGUUUGGAUGUCAUCGGCCAUGGCAUUGGACGAAUCGAGCGUCAUUUGAGCUCUUCUUGUGGCAAUAUCGAUCACUACAAUCUUGGUGGACAUUAUGCCGUUCUUGGGCACUCGCAAUUCGGCACUGUUGGUCACAUCCGCUUAAAUACCAGCGCAUCUGUUGCUAAUGCGCCUGUAAUAAAUGGUGCUUGCACCGCUACGCCCCCAGUAGCAAAUAGCCCUUCGGCAACAGCGAAUAUUAUAACAACCGGCAAUCAAAAGGAUGCGAGUAAUGUUAAGAAUAGCGCCUCAUCAUUCUUUAGCUGUCUGCAAGGAGAAAAUGCACAAAGUAUGAGCAAUAUAUAUCGCGCUUCUGUAGGUAUUGGAAGUGGCAUGGCAACAACAUCUGCAGCCGCCGCCGGACAACAAAUACCCAUGCAAUUCAAUGGUGUUCUUCCAAACAACGCCAGAGAACGGGAGCCGCGCUCUGCUUCGGCUGGGCCAUUAACCAUGAGCUGCAGUAGUAAUAAUAAUAGCGGUAAUGGCAGUGGCAGUAUUGAUUUGGCCGCCAGUUCAUCAAGUAAUCGUCAAACAGGGGCCAUACCAAAAAUAAAAGGUUUGAAUUCCAAUAAAACUGGCGCCUCGAACAGUGCCACUAAUGCUGCAGCGGAGAAGGCGCUAUCCAUCAAGAAUGCAAUUACUAAAAAAGCGGCAGCCAACUCGAGCACUUCGCAACAAGCGGCCACUACAAAGGCAAGUACGACUAGCUCAGAGACUCUACCAAUUCUGGCACCUUGAAUCGCAUCUCAAAAUCUUGUCUACAUGGCUUUUGGUUAACAAGUGGCUACCAUUGUGGAUUGGACAGGGACCAGAUUGUAAGGUGAUCGAUUUCAAUUUUAUGUUUUCUCGUGAUUGUGGCGGUUGUGACGCCGCCUCUGCUGCCACGCAUAUGUCGAAUCCUUACUACACUCCACGUCUCGGCAAUAUGAUGCCGCAUGACCUGGUGCGUUUCAGUGCUGCCAAUGCCGAGAUGCAUGCACCCUGCGCUGCAGCAGCAGCGGCGCUGAGACGCGACCUCAACAUGCG